Messenger RNA from Rhinolophus ferrumequinum (greater horseshoe bat), 2906 nucleotides. It is a transcript of the gene RTP4, whose product is annotated as receptor transporter protein 4. The coding region runs from base 611 to 2701 and encodes 696 amino acids. Gene Ontology annotation, cellular component: cytoplasm. The transcript is spliced from 5 exons. Lineage: Eukaryota; Metazoa; Chordata; Mammalia; Chiroptera; Rhinolophidae. The record is from RefSeq and is a predicted model, not a curated record. Gene Ontology annotation, biological process: protein insertion into membrane; detection of chemical stimulus involved in sensory perception of bitter taste; protein targeting to membrane. Gene Ontology annotation, molecular function: olfactory receptor binding.
GGCAAAUUUAAACACUUCAGUUGUCCCAGCACAACAAACCUGAAUGACGAUGAUUUUUUCUAAAGCAGGAUUUCAAAAACAAAACUACUUCUUCACAAAAACAUCUCAGGAAAGCUGGCUGCCCCUACGAAGAUGUUUUAAAAGGUUGGACCUCAAAAUAUUUUCAGCCUCUGCAAGGGGCACUAAGCUCUAUGGAUCUUUUGUUUUUACUCAUAUCUGACUGAGAAAAAUGGUGACGCUUCUGAAGACAUAGAGUCCAUCGGGAGGGCUUCGUAGCCAUGGAAUGAAAAUCUCUGGCAGUGGCAGCCUUUUGGAGACAUUGCACCUGCUGACUGUCCCAUUGCCCCUUGGCACCAUCCCUGAUCUUCUCUUCACCUCCAAGUGAAUAAAAAGCACAUUGUACAAGUUUCUCAAAAGAGAGAAUAAGUUACUUACAAGGGGAAGAGAAUGAUUUUGACAUCAGAGUUUUUAUCUGAAACACUGGAAGCUACAAGAUAUUGGGAAACAUUCAAAGAAUAUCAAUGGGAAAGGACUGAUUCCUUUGGUUUUCCAACCAAGGACGUCAAAGACUCAAAAGGCAUGAAACGAAACUAACGGCAACUCACUAAACAUGGACUCCCAUCUGCAGGAGAAAACGGUUGUGGAUGUUGGGACAUGGGAGCAGACAUUUCAAGAACUGAUGCAGCAGGUGAAACCCCGGGCCAGAUGGUCCCUGAAGUUGGAUAAGAAUCUUCAGCCAGACUGUGUGGCCCAAGGGUGGAAGCAAUACCAGCAAAAAGCAUUUGGCAGUUUCCGGUGUUCCUCAUGCAAGCGAAAUUGGGCUUCUGCCCAAGUGCAGAUCCUAUGUCACAUGCACCUGGAGACCCGGAAGUCCCAGGGCCAGGUGCUUAUGCGAAUCUUUGCCCAGAGGUGCCGGAAGUGUUCCCGAUCUCGAUUUGAGAAGGCUGAGUUCUCCCCAGAGAGUACCAUGAGGAUUUUGAACAACCUGGUGUGGCGUAUUCGGGAGAAAUACUAUGAAAACAGCAGGAAGUUUCGUGAGAUGCCAGUGAUUUUGGAGAUACCUUUGGAAGGGUCCCAUGACAUGGGCAAUUGUGAGGCAUGCAUUCUGGGCCUCUGUAUAAAGCGCUUACAAAACUGCAUGACAGAACCAUCCAAAUCCCCUCUCUCCUACAUGGAGAUUGGGAGCCUCUCGCCUCAUGUUGGUGACAUGUUCAGCCAAAACCAAACCAGAAAACUGUCAGCUGAGGCAAAGGAGACUCAGGGGAGGGAGUAUUCUUGUGGGCAUAACAGGUCAGGGCCCUGCUAUGCCACAGCUGGAACCCAAGUGACUACGGCAUUUUCUCAGCCCAAACGGGAGAUAGGCCGAAAACCCACACCAGGGGCAGACCAGCAGGGAACAGGGUCACAGCCAAUCCAAGUAGCAAGAUCACUUCCCCCAGGGUGGACAGACCUACAGCCCACACAAGCAGUAGGCCCAUUACCUUCAGGGUGGGUAGAUUCACAAUCCCCCCUAAGGACAGGACCACAGGUCCCCCGGAGGAAAUACUCUCAGGUUCUAAGGUGGGCAGGCCAAAUGUCAACACAGGAAGCAUGUUCACAAGCCACACAAGGGACAGACCAACGGUCAACAAAGGGGACAUCCUCACAAGCCACACAAUGGACAGGCCAACAGUCAACAAAGGUGACAUCCUCACAAGCCACACAAGGGACAGGCCAACGGUCAACAGAGGUGACAUCCUCACAAACCACACAAGGGACAGGCCAACGGUCAACAAAGGUGACAUCCUCACAAGCCACACAAGGGACAGGCCAACGGUCAACAAAGGUGACAUCCUCACAAACCACACAAGGGACAGGCCAACGGUCAACAAAGGGGACAUCCUCACAAGCUACACAAUGGACAGGCCAACGGUCAACAAAGGAGACAUCCUCACAAGCCACACAAGGGACAGGCCAACAGUCAACAAAGGGGACAUCCUCACAAACCACACAAGGGACAGGCCAACGGUCAACAGAGGUGACAUCCUCACAAGCCACACAAGGGACAGGCCAACGGUCAACAAAGGUGACAUCCUCACAAGCCACACAAGGGACAGGCCAACAGUCAACAAAGGUGACAUCCUCACAAACCACACAAGGGACAGGCCAAUGGUCAACAAAGGUGACAUCCUCACAAGCCACACAAGGGACAAGCCAACAGUUGACACAAGGGACAGGCCAGUGGUUGACAAAGGAGACAUGCUCACAAGCCACACAGGAGUCAGGCCAACAGUCAACAAAUGUGACAUCCUCACUAGCCACACAAGGAACAAGCCAACCGUUGACAAAGGGGACAUCCUCAAAAGCCACACAAGGGACAGGCCAGUGGUUGACAAAGGAGACAUGUUCACAAGCCACAAAGGAGUCAGGCCAGUGGUCAACAAAGGGGACAUCCUCAGAAGCCUCACAAGGUCGUCGUCAGGCCACAAGGGGGACAGAUCUACAGUUCACAGGGAGGGCAGACCGCGAAGCUACACAUGGAUCUGGGACCUUCAAUGGAACUCAAGCUGCCUGGAGAAGGCAGGAGAGAUAUCUACCCAGAGGGCUUGAUCCAGACUAUUACAGACCCCCUACCGUAAUGCCACAGGAUAACUUGGUUAUGUGGGGCUUUGCCUGUGUUGCUGCUCUGUGGGCCUUUGUUGUAUCCCGAUACCUUAGGUAGAAUGAUAAAAAUAGCCUUGUCCUUCUCUGUCCUCUUGUUUUAAUUUCACAGUAAUCAAUGAACUAGCUGCCUUUUUAAUACAACAGAAUUUCCUUUCAGACCAAGCAGAGUCAAGUUUAUAGAAUAGGCAUUGGUUUCCUGAACCUCCUUUGCAGAUAGUCUAAAACAUGGCCUAGCAGAUAAUAAACCCAAUAAUAAAUAUUUG